Necator americanus (New World hookworm) is the source of this 1089-nucleotide messenger RNA. RefSeq lists its product as uncharacterized. The record is from RefSeq and is a predicted model, not a curated record. Lineage: Eukaryota; Metazoa; Nematoda; Chromadorea; Rhabditida; Ancylostomatidae. The transcript is spliced from 11 exons. The coding region runs from base 1 to 1089 and encodes 362 amino acids.
AUGGAAGCGAAAACAACAAAUACGACAAGAUUGUUGUCCUGUGUACGAGAAGCGCUCAACUCUUCUUCUCCUGAAGUCAGCAUUGAAUUUGUUUGCGGAACUAUCGUGCUAUUCGAAAAGCAUUUUGGUCAGAAAAAUAAAGCUGCUAUGCAGAAAAUUCUCAAGGAAGCCAUGGACAACUAUGGGCCAGAUUCGCCAUUUUCAAAUAACGAAAACAUGCUUCCUAUUUAUAGUAUGUUGACAAAGUAUGCGAAAUCUUUGACUGUGUCUGAGAUCUUCGAGCGGUUAUACCGCAAGGGUUCCUAUCGCCGUUGUGCUAAAUUCUACACAGAAUGGUGUAAAAGUUGCACAGAAGAACCGAAAAAAUUGGAAAUACUCGAUUUAGCUUUCCAAGCUAACGCUGAGCCGGUUGAUGUACUACUUUCAGCAAGAGAAGAUAUACUUUCGAAUACAUCCUGUCUUGGACAGGAUAAUGUUCACCUUGGGCAUUCAUCAUCGCACGAUCGCGGUGUUAUAAAUAGAAGACCACAUACGGAAAAGUCAGUGAAGAGAGCACUUUUCUCUGGAAAGUCAUCGAAUGUUGUUGGAACAAGCAAAUGUCUACCUGAAAAAGAAGUAUCAGCAUCAAAUUGCGAAUUUGUGCUUCCAGAUCCUUGUACUUCAUCUAGAAGAACACCAACCGAUUCAUUAUCGCAAUCCAACUUGGAAGCGCCGGGACACCGACCCUCUGAAAUUAACGAUUCUUUGCCUUGUCCCGAUCCUAAUGCUGAAAACAUAAAUCCAUCCGGAGCUCCGGCAGAACCUGUUGUAAGACGUAAAUUAGCUGGAAUUUUGGUAGCAUCACUUGAUUUCACGUUGGAAGAUUAUGACCUAAGUGACGACGUUGUUGCAAACCUGAAAUCAGCUGAGAUGCUAAAAAGGGAGGACAACGAAGCAAAUAUUAGAAAUAAUAUCCCAAGCGAUGAAACUGAGCAGUCUAGCAGUUCACGUCCAUCUCUUUCGACUGAAAAGAGACUCACUCCUAGUCCUACGCAUAGUGAUAAUUGUAUUAGAAUAUGGACCAAGAAAAUGAAACAUGGACCGCGCUAG